AUGAGUUUCAAAGGGCUCUUAGCUGGCAUCUCCAAGACCACCAAACGCCUCUCAUUGAAGAUCCUCACCCGGUCCAAGCGCAGAAAUCUCUACCAAAGUCUCCUCUUUGAAUGUGAUGCUCUUCAACGAGAGGCCGAAGUUUUGAUCGAGCAAUGUCGUCUCAAGCUGACUCAGCCCGAAUUUAACGAAUGGAACACUGUUCUCGAUGUGUUGAAGGCAGAAAGAAAGAAACUGAUUCCUUUCUCCGGAUAUGGAUCGAGGUCGUCAGCCGAACUUGCUGGCAUCUCUACGGCAGAGAGUUUCAAGUGCGAUGUCACUACUUUCAAUCAAAAUUCACAUGAGCUUGCACGUCGUUGUGAGAGUCGAAGAGGUCGUCAUAUCGAGAUGUCUGGUGAGGAUAUUGGUAUCGAGGGUGAACAAGAACUACAGCAGGUGGAGGAUAAUUCCGACUUUCACAUUUCCAAUCUGGCCGUAUCAGAGAAGGAGAAAUUACGUUCGCGAAGCGCCCCGGUCAAGACUUCGGUCGCCUUUGACCUCAAGGACCAAGAAAGACGAUGUGAGGCAGUUCUGGCUACACGUAUGAUUGUUCACACUCCCGAGAAUGCGCUAGGCUUGCACUUCAACGGAGGGCCCGAUCGUUUGCAGCACAGUGCAGUCUACUCAUCAAAUCGAACAAUCAGUCUCAUCGUAGAAUACAGCGAAGAUCAGAAUUGUAAGAACCAGUUGGGAAUGAGUACUUGUACAACACUUGUUGUCUCGACCAUCACUAUGGCAUUCGGGUACAUACCAGCAUUGUUCACCGCUUCUACUCUGGUCGUCAGGCUUAGACCAAGGAGCUCGUUGAAAAUAGAUUACCAGAGCCGCCUUUAUGAAGGCGACGCCAACCUAAGUGAAGCCUCCGUACAUUACGCUGAGAUUCAAGACACUAUCAACAAUCAGCGAGAAAGAAUUGGAUGGAGAGCACAGUUCGAUAGGCUGCGCAUAGAGCGAGGCCAGCUCGCGAUGGACGUUUUCACUUACAGGUCCGCCAGGGCCCAAGCUGAUGCACUCGCUCGUGCAGAGCGUUAUAGGACCAAUGCAAAGGAGCUGAAUAGCACUGUCACAGAGGCGUACCACCUUGCUCUCGCGUCCACAGCCGGUAAAUCCACUCCCGUGGCGAGUUCCACGAGCCACAUAUUCAACCACCAUGACGGGCCCCGUAUCUUGUCUGUGUACACGAAUAAUUCCCUGGACGUUUGGGCUCACAUGGAGAAACCAGACACAAAUGCCGUUCACAGGGUACCUACAUCCAAGCUCACAAACUCUAUCAUCCCUGAAUGCGAUGGUUACACAGAAUCACCAGAGCCGUUAACAUAUCCCGGAUACGAUAUCCCAAGAGCAGUCGGCGCUUUGACUGCGGCCGCGGCGGCCAACCCGAUGAACUUCUGUAUCUUGACGAUACCCCGGCACGCACCGUCGAACCUCGACGCUUCGCUCUGCGAGACACAUCUUUCGACCGACACGCAGAAUGCCGGGAGGCCCCCAGGCUCCGACGGGCGGAUGCACAAGGUCUUGCUCGUUAUUUGGAUUAACCUCCCUUCGCACAGUAUUCACCUCCCCACGCGGAAAGUCCAGCGGGGAGAAAAAAUGAAGGAAAAUAUGGAUGAUGCUAUCAAGGAGGCCUUCGGCGACCGCAUUGAGAAGAUAGAUUUGACCGACCUCCGGCAAGAAGGCCGACUUACCUCGUUCGGGAGUAUAAUGGGACAAUGUUUGAUCAACUUCUUUCUCAACAGUGGCAAGCCCACACGUCCUUCGUUUGUCCAGACCGCCGCCCGCAGAUACACAAAGCUUGUGGAAUACGUCUUCUGGAAGAAUAAAAGGAGGACGACAUUCGACCAAAGUCACCCACCACUCACGUAUGCGCCAGCCACGAUUUGA
Molecule: messenger RNA, 1917 nt
Organism: Postia placenta MAD-698-R-SB12
Lineage: Eukaryota; Fungi; Basidiomycota; Agaricomycetes; Polyporales; Adustoporiaceae
Exons: 17
Coding region: 1-1917 (638 amino acids)
Source: RefSeq, a predicted model, not a curated record